AUGUUUCGUGCGCAGCAGAACGCUUUCGACGACGCCGUCGCCAAGGCGACAGACGAGAACCUUACUUCCGAGAACUGGGAAUACAUUCUUGACGUUUGUGACAAGGUGGCUGCUGAAGAAUCUGGUGCGAAAGAUGCCGUUGCUGCUUUGAUAAAGCGACUCGCACACCGGAAUGCCAAUGUGCAGCUAUACACUCUCGAGCUGGGAAAUGCUCUCGCACAAAACUGUGGCCCGAAGAUUCACCGGGAACUAGCUUCCAGAAGCUUUACAGAUGCGCUUUUGCGCCUUGCGAAUGAUCGGAACACCCAUCAGCAGGUGAAGGCGAAGAUCCUAGAGCGCAUGCAGGAAUGGACGGAGAUGUUCGCCAGCAACCCCGAUUUUGGGAUUAUGGAACAAGCAUACAUGAAACUGAAAACGCAAAACCCGAACCUGCAGCCUCCAUCGAAGCCCGGCAAACGGGAGAUCACGGAAGCGGAUCGGCAGAAGGAAGAGGAGGAAUUGCAGAUGGCCCUGGCUCUCUCGAUCAGGGAAAAGCCUUCGACGGCGCCCCACCCCCAGGCUGAAUCCAGUGCCUCUGCUGCCGCCGCCGCUACAACCCCGACAGGUGCCGCUUCCGCCGGCCAAGCACAACCGGCAGCGUCGCAAGCCGUUCCAUCAGGCACUUCCGCCGCCACCGUCUCUCGCGUUAGAGCAUUGUUCGAUUUCCAACCCUCCGAGCCGGGCGAGUUGCAAUUCCGCAAAGGUGACGUCAUUGCUGUUCUGGAGUCAGUAUACAAGGAUUGGUGGAAGGGUUCCCUCAGAGGCCAGACGGGCAUCUUCCCUCUCAAUUAUGUGGAAAAGCUUCCGGAUCCCACGGUCGAAGAGCUGCAACGGGAGGCUCAGAUGGAGGCCGAGGUGUUCGGACAAAUCAAGAACGUUGAAAAGCUGUUGACCCUGCUUAGCACCCGGAGUUCGGAGCCAAAUGUGCAGGAUAAUGAGGAAAUCACAGCUUUGUACCACUCGACAUUGGCAAUUCGGCCUAAGCUCAUUGAGCUGAUUGGCAAAUAUUCACAGAAGAAAGAUGAAUUCACUCAGCUUAAUGAAAAGUUCAUCAAAGCGCGACGUGACUACGAGGCUCUCUUGGAGGCGUCCAUGUCGCAUCCCGCCCAACCUCAAUACGGAAGACCCGGUCAGCCCCAGUAUCCCUAUCCCGGCCCAGGAGCGCCCAUGGGCUACCCCCCUGGUGGACCUCAACCCGAUCAGCGGUACUUUAGCCCGCGCCCUCAAGGGCAUAUGUACCCCCCGACGUCUCAAUCACCCGGUCCUCGUAACCACACUCCUCCUGCUGCCGCACCAUAUCAGCAAGCACCGUCGCAUCCUCCAGCACAACCACAGCAGCAUACCGCGCCAGAUGCCUACCCCCCUCAACACCAUAGACCAGAGUCCACCUAUGAUCAUCCUCAGGAGCUGAGUACCUCUGUUUACGAUUCUCCCGUCGAACAGCGGCCGCCCUACCCUGGCGCCCAGAUCCCCGCCGCUAUUCACCAGCAUUUCCAGCAGCAGCAACAACAACAGCAGGACUACUCUCCGUCUGUUUAUUCACCUGACGAGUCGAAGCCCCCAGGUACACAGCAAGUUCCCUACCCCGCCACUCCCGCUGCGAACCAACCCCCACCAAUGCAUCAGCCUCCCCCGGUUCCUGGAGCAGCAGCGGCUCCUACACCAUAUCCUGUGAACGCCCCUGGAGCAAGCUACCAGGCGUACAAGCCGCCUCAAGGUGGGCCCGCUUCCAACCCGGCUUCUUUCUAUCAAUAG
Aspergillus terreus NIH2624 is the source of this 1794-nucleotide messenger RNA. Its product is annotated as ESCRT-0 subunit protein HSE1. The transcript has 9 exons. Gene Ontology annotation, biological process: protein transport to vacuole involved in ubiquitin-dependent protein catabolic process via the multivesicular body sorting pathway. The record is from RefSeq and is a predicted model, not a curated record. The coding region runs from base 1 to 1794 and encodes 597 amino acids. Gene Ontology annotation, molecular function: phosphatidylinositol binding; ubiquitin binding. Gene Ontology annotation, cellular component: ESCRT-0 complex. Lineage: Eukaryota; Fungi; Ascomycota; Eurotiomycetes; Eurotiales; Aspergillaceae.